Molecule: messenger RNA, 1871 nt
Organism: Somion occarium
Lineage: Eukaryota; Fungi; Basidiomycota; Agaricomycetes; Polyporales; Cerrenaceae
Source: the annotation of a GenBank genome assembly
AGCGUCCUUCAUCAUUCUCGCUUGACUUAUUCUCCAUUAAUUGACAGACGAGUCUCGGAUGGACUCUUUCAAGAUACCCUCAUCUGUCCCUCAGGAUCUCCAACUCAUUCAUGAGAUCAUUGGAGAGAUCUCAAUACCUCCCGUCCAGAAAAGCGCAAGUCCACAGCCAACCUCGGUCGUUUUCGAUGAAGAUAUCAAUUCCAGCGAUAGUGAUAUUGAUAGCGAGAGGGAGGUAGAGGCUAACAUUCUCGGUGGACCUGAUGAGGAAGAGGACGAAUCCCCUCCUAUACCUACGCCUUCCGACUCUGCUAGCACGGAAGAAGAUUCCUCAGACUCGGACUCUGAUUCUGACUCUGAUAUUCCCGCUGCUAGGACAAACGUUAAGCCAGACUUGCCAGAUUUCGAUGAAGAUGAAGACUCUGGACCUACCGUCAGCUCUGAUAAUCCGCUUCGUACCAAGAACGAGGUUCCGGAGGCCGACAUUGUCGUCCCAGACAUAGAGGAAGUGGACUCUUCUGAAGUUCUGGAGAAGGUCGGCGAAGUCUUCAAUAUUGUUGACCGCGUGGUAAUUGUCAUGGGCUCCGCGUCACAUAUUGCCAACAGGGCGUCCGAAAGGGCUCUUGACUCCGAUACUUUGCUUGUCUUUGGUGACAGAAAAGUUCUUGGUUACAUAUACGAGACAUUUGGUCCGACACAUCAACCUUUAUACCAAGUCAAGUUCAACCAGAAGUUCCCAUUGGAUCCAGAGAAGGUUCAUGUUGGCCGGGAGGUGUUCCACGUUGCAGCACGGAGUAACUUUGUCUUUUUGAAUCAAAUCAAGCACUUCAAAGGCAGUGACGCAAGCAAUGCUUAUGACGAAGAGCCGGGAGACGACGAAAUGGAGUUUUCCGACGAUGAGGAAGAGCAAGCACAUAAGCGUGCUCUUCAACAGAAAAGAGCUGGUCGGUCAGGGAGUCUAUCAAGACAUACCACUCCAACGCCGUCUCAACUUCGAGACCAGGAUAUGGCAGAAGACCUAUAUUCGGCCAGCCCGUAUGACCAAAGUUAUAAUGACAUGGAUUUCGGCGCGGGACCUUCUCGACCUAGUCCUAUACCAUACGAUGAUCCCUACUCGGACUCGUAUGGUGUACCAGAGGAAAAGGAAAAGUUACCCUCCACAUCGAAGAGGGGACAAAAUGAUGCUGUUGAGUUUAUGUCUGAUGGACAUAUGGGCGACAACGUUCGACGUCGAGGCAGAGGCCAAGGUCCGGUGCGUGAUCCUGCAGGGCCGAGUCGUCACAACGACCGCGGCAGAGGCAGAGGUCGUGGUCAUCAACGCGACCGUGGUGGAAGAGGUCGCGGGCGUGGAAGGGGUCGCGAUAAUCGUGUCUCCGGUGACGGUAUGCAGCGGCAAGGGAGUUUCUCAGAAGAUAAGCCCGCUGAGAUCCCUCGCCCGUUGUCUCCUACCUCGCUUGCUAUUGCGCGAGCUACAGGACAAUAUACCGAUGGGACGAUAUAUGCCAUGGCAGCCAGCUCACAAGGUAUGGCAGGUGCUCAAAAUGGCUGGGAGUAUCCUCCAACUCCACAGCAGCAGCCGAGUUUUGAUUUUGGGUACCAACAGCCGUUUGUACAACCGCAUAUUAACCCACGGUUUGCAUCGGCUUUUGGACUGAACUUUGGAACGUUCCCCCAACAAGGGAUGGGUGGUGAAAACUAUGGAUAUAGUGCCUAUGGGUCAGAUUAUGGCGUGCCCACAAAUGGCUCUGGUGGUGAUUGGACACAAUCAAAUGAUUCAAGGCAUGACCAGGACCAGACGUAAAUUAUAUCUAAUGUAUUUGCUUGCUGCUCUAGUAUAUCCGUAAUCAUUAAUAUAUUGAGAAGCGAUAUCUCGA